Hordeum vulgare subsp. vulgare (domesticated barley) is the source of this 964-nucleotide messenger RNA. RefSeq names its product dehydrin DHN3-like. Gene Ontology annotation, biological process: response to water. The record is from RefSeq and is a predicted model, not a curated record. Lineage: Eukaryota; Viridiplantae; Streptophyta; Magnoliopsida; Poales; Poaceae. The transcript is spliced from 2 exons. The coding region runs from base 87 to 662 and encodes 191 amino acids.
ACACAACACAGCCACCAGUUGCGCAGCCAAGUGAGGAAGACAACCCACCAGAUUUCUGAGAGAACCAAGAGCAGCACCUGUGCAAGAUGGAGUACCAGGGACAGCAGCAGCACGGCCAGGCGACCAACCGCGUCGAUGAGUACGGUAACCCGGUUGCUGGACACGGCGUAGGCACCGGCAUGGGCGAGCACGGCGGCGUCGGCACCGGGAUGGGCGCGCACGGCGGCGUCGGCACCGGUGCGGCCGCUGGUGGGCAUUUCCAGCCGACGAGGAAGGAGCACAAGGCCGGCGGGAUCCUGCAGCGCUCCGGCAGCUCAAGCUCCAGCUCGUCUGAGGACGAUGGCAUGGGCGGGAGGAGGAAGAAGGGUAUCAAGGAUAAGAUCAAGGAGAAGCUCCCUGGUGGCCACGGUGACCAGCAGCACGCCGCCGGCACCUACGGACAGCAGGGUAUUGGCAUGGCCGGCACCGGCGGCACCUAUGGGCAGCAGGGUCACACUGGGAUGACCGGCACGGGGGCAACUGGCACCAUGGCCACAGGCGGUACCUACGGUCAGCCGGGACACACCGGUAUGACUGGUACUGGGACGCAUGGCACCGACGGCACCGGCGAAAAGAAGGGCAUCAUGGACAAAAUCAAGGAGAAGCUGCCCGGACAGCACUGAGCCCGGCCCGCGGCCCCUACUUGUGAAAGUUAAGAGGUGCCGGUCUACGUACCCACCUCCGCAGAAAAAUAAGAUGAAGAUACAGUAAAACUUCCCGAAAUGAAGUGAGCUUUAGUUCACAUGUGAUAUCUGAGUUCUCGGUUUUGUGGACUUGAAUUUUCUUUUGGUUGAACUUCUUGUAUGGACCCGGGACGUUUUGUGCUCUGAACUUUUAUGUGUGAAUUUUCUUUUGGUUGAACUGUGUAUCUGUUAUGUAUGUAUAUCAUGAUAUAAUUAAUACUACAAUAUAUUUUGCCCUUCUA